AUUGUUUUAUCAAUUGUUUUAUAAAUUGUUUUAUAAAUUGUUUUAUCAAUUGUUUUAUUUAUCAUUUUUUUUUUGGUUGACAUUUGAAACCAAUAUUGAAAUUAAUUAUAUUAUUAAAUCCCAUUGUCUUAAUAUAUAUCCAUAUAUUCACACAACACAACACAUCCCAUCCCAUCUAUUCAUUGAUUGAUUUACAGCAACAAUCAAUCAUCGAUGGCCACAAUCAGCAGCGGUGGUGGUCAACAACAUCAUCGACAACAUCAGCCGGCAAUUGAUAACAGAUCGUCGAUGUUGUUGUCGAAAGACGAAAACGAACUCAUCUUCAGUUUGUUGGGCAAGAAAUGUCAGACACUAUCGACAUCAGUGGUCCAACUGUUGCUAUCGGAGGCACCCUAUCAUACAAAAUGGCAGAUCCGGUGUACAGGUGUUGUCUGUUUUGUUAAAGACAAUCCCAAGAGAUCCUAUUUUAUACGAGUCUACGAUUUUGAUAAACGACAAUUGGUUUGGGAACAGGAGCUCUACAAUACAUUUGAUUACAAGUGUCCCAGAAAUUUCUUCCACACCUUCGAGGCUCAUGACUGUAUGGCUGGUCUGAACUUUGCCGACGAUAGAGAGGCCAAACAGUUUAGGGAUGCAAUCCAUGGAAAACUAGAUGAAAGACUUAAGAAAAAACAAGAAAAAAGGCUUCAAAAUCAGGCACAACAACAACAACUACCAGCUAUUCAGCCAACACAGACAGGAGUGAAUGCCGGACAACAUUUCCAGCAGCAGCCAACAAAUCGGCCACAAUUUCAGGCAAUACAAAACCACACCAAUCAGACGCCGCCGCCGACGGCGACAACAUGGACUCCGACGACGAAAAAGUCGGCCAAUAAAAAAGAUACCAAACGUCGGGUAAAGCUGACCAAAGGUGAUAUCGGUGCGCCGUCCAACUUUCAACAUGUCCAGCAUAUCGGCUGGAAUCCCAAUACGGGUUUCGAUUUGGAAAAUGUCGACCAUCGGAUGAUACAGUUUUUCGAAGAGGCCGGCAUAUCCAAAGAGCAGCUCCAGGAUCGCGACACCCGACACUUUAUCUAUGAUUUUAUUGAAAAACAUGGCGGCAUUGAGGCUGCACUGCAAGAAGUUAAGAGUCCGCCGCCGUCGAUUCCGUCGGUACCGCCAAACGCCAAACUGUCCGCACCAUCACUACCACCACAAACAACACCGCAACAGCAAGUAUCGCAGCAGCCGAUGGGCGGCCAUACAUUGCACGCAUUAUCGGCGCCAGCCCACGGACGAUCACCGCCAAAACCAUUUGCACCGCCAAUACCUGCGAACAGUGUUCCACCUGCCCAUCAGCCGCCACCACCGCCGCCACCUCCUAUGGCCACAACAAACAUUGCACCUCCGCCACCACCACCUCCUAUGCCGCCGCCAAUGCCUUUAGGCGGUGCUCCUCCACCACCGCCACCUCCAAUGCCUGUAUUAGGAGGAGGAGGAGGAGGAGGCGGCGGCGGACCUCCACCGCCACCACCUCCAAUGUCCAAUUUACCGGCAGUAUCUGAUAAUCGAUCGGCACUAAUGGAUCAAAUAAGAAAAGGUCGACAAUUACAGCACGUGGAACCCGAUUCCGAUUCUAACAAAAGCAAUACAUCAUCCAAUGAUGAUCCGCGAAAUGCACUGUUGAACCAAAUCAAACAGGGAGUCGGCCUACGACCGGCUGAGAACCGGACACUGAAACCAGUACCGAAAAAAGCUGACGAAGUCGGCGGUCUUAAGGAGGCACUUAUGCGAGCUAUGAACGAACGGUCCAAAGCUAUCAACAGGACUGACGACGAAAGCGAUGGCGGCGGCGACUCAGAUGGUGGUAGCGAUGAUGACGAAUGGGAUUAGUUGUUGUUUGGGGUUUUAGUUUAGUUUAUUUUUUUUUUUGUCAAAAGUAUUAUAAAUGAGUUUUUGUUUCUCUCUCUCGGUUUAGUUUUAUGUGACAUUACUUUCGUUUAUAUAAUGAAAUAUAUCUUAAGUUUUUUUUGAGUCAAA
Oppia nitens is the source of this 2019-nucleotide messenger RNA. RefSeq names its product actin nucleation-promoting factor WASL-like. Gene Ontology annotation, molecular function: small GTPase binding; actin binding. NCBI's taxonomy places the organism in Eukaryota, Metazoa, Arthropoda, Arachnida, Sarcoptiformes, Oppiidae. The coding region runs from base 214 to 1872 and encodes 552 amino acids. Gene Ontology annotation, biological process: actin filament organization; regulation of Rho protein signal transduction. The record is from RefSeq and is a predicted model, not a curated record. The transcript is spliced from 6 exons.